AUGUCUGAUCCUUGGUCUAUUUCUUCUGCAGAGACUGUCGAGACUGUCGAGAUUAUCGACGAAUUCACGGUCACCCCAAUACAUGAAAGUAACCAGGCAGUAGCGGCGACAUUUGGCUUUAGAGAUGACAGCGACAGUGACAGCGAUAGACCCAGAAUGUACCAUAUAUUAAGUUCGUCGUCUGCAAGUGAUGUGAGCAUUUCUGCCGAAGAGAUGGAAGAUUUAACACCCAAUAACGACAAUUCUGCUAAUGAUGAGCUGCAUGCGUUGACCAGUGCUUGGUUUUAUAAAGAGAACGAUUUGUCCGCUGACACACAAAAUUCUGGAGAUGAACAUGAACCCAUGGAAACCGAUAACGGGAGGAAGACGAACGACGGUAUUUUCUAG
Messenger RNA from Paraglomus brasilianum, 387 nucleotides. NCBI's taxonomy places the organism in Eukaryota, Fungi, Glomeromycota, Glomeromycetes, Paraglomerales, Paraglomeraceae. The record is from the annotation of a GenBank genome assembly.